This is a messenger RNA of Hypoxylon fragiforme, 477 nucleotides long. RefSeq lists its product as uncharacterized. Lineage: Eukaryota; Fungi; Ascomycota; Sordariomycetes; Xylariales; Hypoxylaceae. The record is from RefSeq and is a predicted model, not a curated record. The transcript has a single exon. Bases 1 to 477 code for a protein of 158 amino acids.
AUGUCUCUCGUCGCCGGGCUCCUGGACACCUCCGACUCCGACGACUCGGGUGGGGGGUGGGAUGGCCCGCGCUACAUGGCCUCGCACGUGUACGCGAUCGAGUACAUGGAAGGCUCGCAGCUGAUCAACCAACUCACAAACUGGGACGGGCGGCGGGCGUUCGAGCUCAUGUCUCUCCCCCUUCCCCUCCCAAACUCCGGCGAAGAAGAAAGCGCAGACCAAAAACUAGCGCGGGAGAUCGUGGAGACGUGUCUGCGUCGGAGCUUCGGGUUCAAGCUGGCCCACGGGAUCAUAUUAAAGGUGUUCGAGUGCACCUUGGGAUCGAUGUGGAGGAGCCACGAGGGCUCGGACGAUGUGCCGGGGACGUAUGCGCAUUGGCUGCGGCACGGGACGAUAUAUUGGGCCCCGGACGAGCUGCCCCGCAGGUUAGAAUUUCAGGUGAUUGAGCCUUUUAAAAGGGGGCGGUUAUUAGGAUAA